AUGCCUCGUAAGUACAAGAGGGCGUUGCAACAACACCAACAACAACGACAUCAUCAUCAUCAUCAUAAUGAAGAAACACCUGAAGAGACGUUUGCGGCCCUUAAUGAGAUGGAGGAGAAUCUCCGACGCCUUGGACUCCGUGAGGAAAGCGGCGCUGCUCCCACAACGGCAACGGCAACCACAACAACAGCAACCGCCGCCUCUACGGGUGGGAGUGUACUGACAAAAGACACACAGGCGUAUCUUGCAUCUAUUAAGAAGGCAAAAGAUGAGGCAACUAGACUACGACACGAAAAAGAAUAUCGUCAAUUUGCAGCAGAAGAGCAGAAACGUGAGAAUGAGUCUAUGCUCACUGUUGUUAAGAAGGAAAAUGCAUUACGAGAUGUAAUUGAAACGGCAGGGCAUUUACUUGAAAGGGAAACACGUUUAGCUAAAGAAGCUAAUGCAAAACGUAUUCAAAAAGUUGGUGGACAAUUAUUUAGAGCAGAAGAGAUUCAAAAGAAAGAGGCUUUACGAGAACGAGUAUAUCAAAUGAUGAAAAAUACUACAGCUUCUUCAUAUGUUCCAUCACAAUUGGUUUUAUUAGGUACUGAAGAGUCAGAAACAUUAAAGCAUAUAUCAAAGGUUAAUGCAGCCGUAGACUAUUGUUAUACCAUUGCUGUUGGUCUGGUAGAAGUAGCCAUGCGAGUAGCAGAUGGAAUGUAUAUUAUUAGUAGUGAAACCGGACUUCCAGUACGGCGGGUUCCACAAGAUCUUAGUGUAACUCAAUGGCAAACAUGGGUGAAUGAGUUUGUAUUUCCACAAACCACUUUAAGACCAAUGAGUGAUUUCCUUACUACAAGCUCACUACGUGAUUUAUGUGAUCCUAACUAUAAGAAUAUAGUAAAUCAAAAAGAAGACGCUUUUUUCGCUUCUAAUACAGGAACAGAUCAAACAAUAAAAGGAGAAUCUGCCGAAAAUACUCGAGAAAAUGGGAAUAAAGAAGAGAAUACUAUAACUGCUGAAAAUAUUAUUGAACGUGUUUCUGCUAUGCAAUAUAAAUAUGAAAAAGCUCAUAUUUCAUCUAGUAUAAUAGAAGCUACUCGUUUAAUAAAAAAUAAUGAAGAAAUGAAACUUCGAUCUGAAUUAGAUAAAGUACGACGUCAACAAGAUUCUCAGUGUCCUGAAGAAGUAGCACCAGGAUGGUUACAUCGUUUACCUCCUGUUGGUUGUUUUGUGUAUGGUGAUGAUUUGAGUGGAUUAAAGGCCCUUGUAGAUAUUGCCAGUAAUGAUGGAAACCACGAUACAACAACAGCCACAUCCCAGAAACGACAGUGGAGUGUUUCUACACCAACCGAAACUGCAAAAGGUGUUAGUGAGUCAGGGAAUAAUUUAGUUGAUAAUAAUAUUCCCUAUCGUGUACUCACGCCAUUUAUGUUAACUCGAAUCCCAACAGGAGGGACAUCUGGACAAGGCUCUGGUGGUCUUGGGGCGACGACGAGUAGUGGCGGUGGGGCUGGCGGCGGUAGUGGUAGUUACUCCCCGGCAGGGACAAAAAUAAAAUGGAAUACAACCAUCUCCUACGCUAGUGGUCGGACCAGAGAUGGUAAACAACAGGUAGAAGAUAUCACAGAAUCUAAACAGUAUAUUGAAGCCUUAACGGAUGCACUCGUAAAGGAACUUAUCACAGUUUAUGUAAACAAUCUACAACUUGUCAUGCGUAGUGAGACAGAGACUGCAGAGGCUUCCACAGGAGCAACAGAGGCAAUGCGUACAUUACUGUUAGUAAACUUUCCGGAAUCUGAAAAUUUUUGGCGUAUAUUACAACAAAAACUUUUAGUGGCUAUAGAAGGUGCAGAACAGGAAAUAAAUAGAAUGCUUAAACUCAAAGAAUUAGGGGAAGAUAUGCAAACACCACCACCCGUACUACUAACCGCAGCUUCACCUCAAGGUUCCUCAAAAGGAAAGUCUGGACAAAAAACAUCUACUUCGCAAGAGGCAUCUAGUGGAGUAGCACGCAAAAAAAGUCCAAGAAGUACAUUAUUAUCCACAGGAAAAAAAGGUGCUAUUCGAACUUCUAUGCCUACGAAUGAAGAAGAGAAUGAACCCCAACGUAAUCGUGUUUAUCCACCUUUAUGUCUUCUUGGAGUUUUUCUUCAAUGUGAUGUCCCUUCACGUUACAGACGAAUGCGAAUGGCGAAUCAAAAUCCUUGCAUGUAUUCUUCCGAUCAAAGAUCUGCAAAGACGUCUACUACCACAUCAGGUGAAGAAGGGGGAGUGGAAUCCUUUGCCGAUUGGUCUAUGAAUAGACUACGUCAUGAACUCAUACAUCAAGAUCGAAAAAUGCGAAGAGUUUUGAAAACGUGGUGUAGUAAUAUUGCUAAGAUACAUAUACCAAGUGAACCUGAUAUCGAAAAACCAAAUGUAGAAAGAUUUAAAAAACGUUCACGAUCAACGGUAAUCCGCAAGGCAAGCGAUCUUGCAGCUAUAAACGCUAUAGCUGCCGCCGCUGCUACUCCUCCUCCAUUAACAUUUCCAAAAGUUCUCUUCUUUAGACGUAAAGAGAAUAUCAGUUCAGCUUCAGAUACAAUAAACCCUGUGGAAAUUCUUAUUAAUGUUUUGAAAAAUCUCUUAAACCCUGCGAAUCGGGGAAUUAUAAGUCAUGAGAGUCUUGUUUCUGGGCAGUUGGUAUCCCCGUUAAGAUUAAGCGAUUAUCGUUUUCCUUCUGCAACACUUAUGCGUUUGGUGGAACUUCAACAACGUUUUCAAAAUCGUUGGAAUGAGUCUACAUCAACGGUUCUCUCCUUAACACCUACAGUCAUGUCUCAGAGCUCCACUGGGGUAACACACUCUACAGGUGGUAAAGAGAGUGAAGUGGCCAUUGAAAAUGCUGUAUUAAUUGAAACAGAAAUGUAUCGAAUAUUUCGUACCUUUUCAACAGACUUAUUAUGGUUUAUGUCAUCUAAUGUAUUCCCACCAUCUCUCUGGACAACAACAACAACAACAACAACAACAACAAUAACCGCCGCAAUAGGAACAGCGACAGCAACAACAACAACAACAACAGCACAACGUUCAGGUAAUAUUCCUGCUCCCAUAAGUGGUAGUAAUGGAGAAUUUUUUAGCCGCACAGUACAUUUUAUUUCAGUAGACAAAAACUAUAAUGACUCACGUGAAUCACUUUAUGGACUUCAAGUAGAAGGAAUGUCUAGAUUAACUGCUACGUGUGCGUUAUUUUUAUAUUGUGUAUUAAAUGUUACCCUAACAUCUUUAGGGAGGGCGUUGGGAAGAUUAUGUUUAUGGGCUCGUGGUCAUAUUGUUUCCAUAUCUCAUGGAAAUAAUGAAAUGGAAAGGGUCGGUGCACCUGGAUCACCAUUUACUGAAGCCGCAAGUGAAGAUAUGAUGUCUGCGCAAAAAAUGUCUCUUACCUCUGAAUCUGCAAUGCAACUCUUUUUGGAUUCUGUACCCCGACUCAGUUUUGCUGAAGUGCAAUCUAUGGUGGAACAGCUAGAUGGUGAGGCGGCAUCUUUUCAAGGAUUUCAACGAACAUUAUGGUCUUAUGCUUCUCGUGUACAUGAAACAGCCUUGGAUUGUUUCCGUAAGUUUGUAAAAAAUGUUUGUAAGGAAUUUGGUGUAGAAGAUUCUGAGAGUUUAGAAGCAAUGGCUUCACCUGUUACAAGAAUCCUAUUAGAACAUCUUUUUGCCUUUUCACCUAUAGAUGAAAAACGUGGAAUUUGUGAUUGUAAUACUUCUACCAUAUCUGUUACCAUGGGAAGAGCGGUAGCUGCUAUUCGAGCCUUACGAAGAUGUUGUACAAUUGCAGGUGUGUGUGCGGCACGCUGGAUUGACUCUAUGUAUGUAACUGCACUUGCUAUUUCGCCUAAUGGGACUUUCCCAGUGGAGUGUAGACCAACCAAUAUUGUAGAUAUCUUCUCACCACCUGAAUUGGUGGAACAGGUAGGUGGGGCACCUCCACCUUCUUUGGCAUUACAACUCCUUUCUACUUUAGCUCCAGCACUGGAUCUUUCUUCAGAUGAGGUGCGGGAUUGUUGGCGAGAGACAGAAUUUGAAGUGAUUCUACAAAACUUUUCCAUUUAUCAAAAGUCUGUACUUGAUGAGGAAGAGUUUAUUCAUUGUAUGAUGCAGGUCCAAUUGAAUGCUCUCUGGAAGUUUCUACCACCUCGUUUACAUAAUGUCGCCGCACGACUUGGUGUCACCUUACCCUUCCCAUCCAAUAUAAGACAACAACAAACUAAAGAAAUGGAAGAAAAAGGUAAAAUGUGUACAAAUUUCAUACAACCAUGGUUUAAACAUCAAAAUGGAGUUGGAAAUACAAAAAUGACAUUUGUAACGGAACGUAUAGCUUCUCAAAUGUUUCAUGCUGCGGUGCAAUCUCAAGAGCAAGAAAUUCCAAAACAACGGUUUAAUACUUCUGUAUCAAGAAUGGAUUCUUCCGUAUCUACAUUUCGAGAUGUAGUAGUGAAUUAUAGGAUUAGAACAUCCUUACUUCAUUUACGUGAGUUCUUUAUUAGUGCUAUUCUUCAACGAUUAUAUUUUGAUGAUUCCUCUGGUUCUUUCACAGAUGUCAUGCAAACAGGUACAUUUCAGGAACCUUCUACAAUGGAAUUACGAACCAUGAUACGGUCUGUUCCACCUGUACUACGGGAACAAGGACCAGGUGAUAUACCAGGCUUUGAUUCAAUCUCUAUGAAGGCAUGGAAACGUAUUAAGUGGUGGACAUUCUUUGAUGAUCCUUCACGUUUAAGUUAUGCGGCAUUUAUUCAACGGUAUAUGCUGCGUAUUCUCACCGUUUGUUUUGGAUUUGUAAAUGGAGAAUUAUGUUCACGUUGUGUACCAUUUCUUCCGGAUGUAUUGUAUGCUGUGGCCGCUACAAAAGGUGCUCAAGCCACGGCGGAGCGUUACUUCCAUUUAUUGGCAGCUUUAAAUACUGUACGAACCAAAAAAUUAAGUCAUUCACAUCAAUCCAAUCGAGCAGGUGCGGCCACACCACCAACACCACCAGCAGAAAUAAUAACAACAGCACCGGCAACACCAACCGUAUCAUUGGAGACAACAGGUCAUUAUAUAAUGGCAGCAGAUGGUCCUUUAAUGGCUUUUGAGUUUACUUUAUCUGUUGAAGAGGCAUUGUUUUUCUUUCAACGUGCGGGUGAAGAGAUUCUACGUGGUCCUUGUGCAAAGGGUUUGGCUCAUGCAUUUCCUAAACAACCGCAGGAUCUACAAAGUGCGGUCUUUUUGGAAGAAACAAAAAAUGGCAGUAGCUAUAAGAAUAAUAAGGAUAUCGAAGAUGAUGAUGACUAUGAAGAUGAUGGAAUGCUUCCUUUAGAGGCAGAACUCACACUAUUGCUGGAAAUUGAGAAACGCACGGCGUUAUCAUUACCACUUCUAUGUGCCACACAUUGGGGACAACAGAUAACACCACGUCUGACAAGAAUUCCUUUCACAGAGAAUGUAAUGGAUAUAAUGCGAAAUAAACGACUCGUUGAUGGAGAAGGAACUACCAGUUCUCAAAUGGCCGAAACCAUCACUAGACCAAGAUCUACUUCAUUUAUUUGA
Messenger RNA from Trypanosoma theileri, 5553 nucleotides. RefSeq lists its product as uncharacterized. The record is from RefSeq and is a predicted model, not a curated record. The coding region runs from base 1 to 5553 and encodes 1850 amino acids. Lineage: Eukaryota; Euglenozoa; Kinetoplastea; Trypanosomatida; Trypanosomatidae. The transcript has a single exon.